AUGCCAGGCAACGGCGGAGCUACAGUGCAAAGAGUGGUAAAAAGGUGCCUCCUUUCGCCUUUGCUUUUGAGUGAGUACACAUCACCGUCUCACGAAAACGACACGCUCACAAUCGUUAGCAUUGAUGGUGUCCUCCUGCACGUAGCAAAGCCCAUCCCCGGCGCUUCGGAGAGUCUGCAGUAUCUACAGAAGAAUGACAUACCCUUCAUUCUUCUCACCAAUGGCGGUGGAAAGCAUGAGAAGGAUCGCGUUGCUCAGCUCAGCCAGAAGCUGAAUGUUGAGCUUUCGACCGAGAACUUUGUUCAAUCUCACACGCCAUUCCAGGAGCUCGUUCAUGGUGUUGAAGGACUGGGCGACAAGAACAUUUUAGUCAUAGGCUCUGACGCGGCAAAGUCUCGCACGAUCGCCGAGGCCUACGGAUUCAACAAUGUGAUCACGCCGGCGGAUAUAUUGUCAGCCCAUCCGACUAUUUGGCCUUUUGAACCUUUAAUGGAAGAGUUAUAUGCUGCGACUGCGCGACCGCUACCAAGUGCGCAGCCGAAGAUCGACGCGAUAUUCGUGUUCAACGAUCCUCGUGAUUGGGCAUUAGACAUACAGAUUAUCACAGAUUUGCUUUUGUCAGAAAACGGAGUACUUGGGACUUACUCCUCCAAGAAUGGCAAGUUAGGCUGGCAGAGUGAUGGCCAACCGCCCUUGUUCUUCUCAAACCCUGAUCUUUUCUGGAGUGCUGCUUACCACCACCCUCGGUUCGGGCAAGGCGCCUUCCAAGCUGCAGUCGCUGGAAUAUGGCGUGAGAUCACAAACGGUGUAGAUCUGAAACGGACUGUCAUUGGCAAGCCAUAUCGGCAGACAUAUCGAUAUGCUGAGAGGGUGCUGAACAGCCACCGUGCCAAGGUCCUAGGACUGAGCAGCAUGGAGCCGUUGGGCAGAGUUUACAUGGUCGGCGACAACCCAGAGAGCGACAUUAGAGGCGCGAACGAGUUCAACAGCCCUGAUGGCACAAAAUGGACCUCGGUUCUAGUACGCACAGGCGUGUGGAGUGCGGAGCGCGGAGAACCAACGUAUCGCCCAAAAAUGGUCGUUGACGAUGUUGCUGCGGCGGUGGAAUGGGCACUGAAGCAGGAAGGGUGGCGGCAAUAG
Messenger RNA from Truncatella angustata, 1140 nucleotides. Its product is annotated as putative HAD superfamily hydrolase. Gene Ontology annotation, cellular component: mitochondrion. The transcript has a single exon. The coding region runs from base 1 to 1140 and encodes 379 amino acids. NCBI's taxonomy places the organism in Eukaryota, Fungi, Ascomycota, Sordariomycetes, Amphisphaeriales, Sporocadaceae. The record is from RefSeq and is a predicted model, not a curated record. Gene Ontology annotation, biological process: glycerophospholipid biosynthetic process.